GGCGCGCAGAAUAAAAUUAUGCCACGGACACAGCAAUCCAGCCUUUUCCUACUUGGUGGCUGAGAGAGCUCUCUGGAAACUCUCCGGCCCACACUGACACACUAUGUCCCUGGAACAUCCGCUGUUACUCAAACCGGAAACUGGCGGUCAAAUGAACCGCCGGUUCACAGCCUCUACAACAUCUCUUUUGCUUCCACCAAACCGUUACCGGAAAACCGCUCUUCCUUGUUUUUACCGACUCUCUCCUUCUCGGAAAACCGCCUUCCAUGCACUUUAUAGGGUAUCGGCGGUUGCGGAAUCGAAAUCGGGAGCCGUGACGGAAGAAAACAUAUCUGACCCGCCGGUGAAAAUAGUGGCCAUUGUCGGCCAUGGAAGCAUCAGCCCUCUGAAAUCCGCUACUUGGGAAGAGGUCAUGCUCCACACGGCAAAAAGAAUGAAAUGGGUGGAUGAAGGAUAUGAUAUGCUUGUGUUUACUGAUAAAUUCUGUGAAUUUAGUGGUGAGAAUGGUAUAAAUCUGCAAAGAGAAUUAAGGGGUGUGGAUAUUUUGGUGAUUGUUGGUGUAACAAACCAAGAAUCAGUGAAAUGGGUUCGGACUAAUACCGAAAAUGUUGAUAAUAUAAUCUGCUUUGAGUCCUCUCCGGAUUUGGGAAACAAAUUAGGAGGACGUUAUGUAGAUAAUAAUCAAGAUGAAGGAAAUAUUUUUAGCAAAAUAUCAAAGAAAAGCAGCAAUCAAUCGGUGGAGGUGGUCCAAACGGUGUCUGAGGCAUGGGAGAGGUAUAAUUCUGAUGAUAUAAGGUUUUGCUUGUUGGUUAUAAUUAAUGCUUACAUAAAACCAGUUCCAAUUUUGAAGAAUCUGAGAGCAAAAGGGUUUUCUACUCUGAACUGCAUGGUAAAGAAUUGUGGGACUCAGAUACUGAACUGCCUCUUGGAUCCUAGUUGUAGGAAAGCUCUUCAAUGCUUGAACAAGUGCAGUCCAGUUGAUCAAGUGUGUAAUUAUCGUUGUAUUGCUUCAUACGAAAGUCCAAAUCUAGAAGCCUUCUCUCUGUGUGUUUUGCAGAAGAAUAAUUGCCUUGAACUGGAUGCCAAAAUCCCUGACAAACCUUAUGUGCCUCCCAUGGUUAAAUUUAGAGGGAUGGACUUACGCCAUGAAGUUGCAGAAGAUAUUUUUGUGGGUUGGUUGGGGGAUUUGAAUUGGAGUUGGCGUGUUCUGGCAGGGCAAAACCCAGCCUAUGAUCAGUUUCCAUGCCAGUAUCAGCUCUUUUACAGGGGAAAGGCAAAAGGGUCAUUUUGGUAUGAGCCAGUUUUUCAGGUGAAAACUCUUGAAGGGAAUAUGGUUUGGAGGAGGCGAAAGUAUCGAGUUAAGAGAGGCAAAGUCCCUGGGACAUUCAACUUCAGUGUCUUGGAUAAUGGGGUUGUUUCUAAUGAGUUUUGGACAAUUGUGGAUGCACCUGAUGAUCUUAGUUGGGCUUUAUUUCACUAUAGCGGGGCUGCUCGAGUUGCCGGGCAAUCUUAUACUGGGGCGGUGCUUGUCAGUCCAGAUGGGCAAUAUCCAAUUGAUGCAGAGAAGAGGAGAUUAGUUUCUGCUUUAGAAAGUUGUGGAAUUAAAGAAUGGGAACUAUAUACGGUUGAUAAUUGUUCAUGUCAAGAUCCUCCAUUGGGAAUUCCAGAGGGUUCCAGACUGCAUUCUGUGAUUGAAGUUAAAGACAAGAAAUGGGACUCGUUGUUGGGCUCACCAGCAGUUUGAAACUCAAAUUGGAUUUGUGUUAAAUGAAAUCUAGAUUAGUUAGCUAGUAGCUUUUUAGACCUCGCUCUAAACCCGAUGGACUUCUUAGAUUCUCAAAACAAACCGAACUCUGAUAUCAAAGGAUCAGUUUAUAUCAUUUCUCCUUGCACCAAACCAGUUGGCCAAAGAAUCUAAUGUGUUAUACUGUUACCUCGUCCUUUUUUUCUUAGAAGUUCAAUCAAUCAAUUUCACUGUAUUUAUAUGCUUUGUAAAAGAUGAAAUUUUUUUUUUUUUUUUUUUUUGGGUUUUUCUGUUGCCAGU
Molecule: messenger RNA, 2044 nt
Organism: Ziziphus jujuba (common jujube)
Lineage: Eukaryota; Viridiplantae; Streptophyta; Magnoliopsida; Rosales; Rhamnaceae
Product: violaxanthin de-epoxidase, chloroplastic
Exons: 2
Coding region: 104-1744 (546 amino acids)
Biological process (GO): xanthophyll cycle
Molecular function (GO): violaxanthin de-epoxidase activity
Source: RefSeq, a predicted model, not a curated record